GUGUGUGUGUGUGUGAGAGAGAGCGCGUGUGCGUGUCGGGGAGGCGUGCAGGAUGUUGUCACAGAUCCGCUGACUCUGAACGCUGCUCGGGUUUGAUUUUUGUGGCCCGGGUCGCAGCAGGGCGUAAAGCUGUCAGACACGGAGCCAACAUGGGUUAGAGCGACAGGCGCAGAUCUGGAUUAUCCACUUUGUGCGCUUCCAUGAUGGUGGCGCUGGGAGAGAACGGACUUGUUUUCCCAGAGACAUCCUGACAAAGACGGGGGACUGAGUGACUAGAAACCGGGAUCCGCUGCCUCUUUCCGUCUCGCCUUUUUUUUUUAUUCCCUUUGUAGAAUAUUGUUUUUUUUUUUUCCUACCCGGUGGUUGCGCGAGCCAGAGAUGUUUGCUGAACUGCUGUGUGGCGCCGUGGCUCUGGUCCUCUAUGUCAACACUCUGGGCGCAGAUUUCUGCUACGAUGACAGUCGUGCAAUCAAGACCAAUCAGGACCUGCUUCCAGAGACCCCCUGGACAAACAUCUUUUACGAUGACUUCUGGGGCACCUUACUCACACACAGUGGUAGCCAUAAGUCUUACAGACCCCUCUGCACCCUCUCCUUCCGCCUUAACUAUUUGGUGGGUGGGCUGGAGCCUUGGGGUUACCACCUGGUUAAUGUAGCCCUCCACGGUGCUGUGACCAUCCUGUUUACCUCUCUGGCCCGCCUGUUGCUUGGGGGAGGACUAUGGAGCCUGCUAGCUGGCCUAAUAUUUGCUUCUCACCCUAUCCACACUGAGGCAGUGGCGGGCGUUGUUGGACGGGCCGACGAAGGUGCUGCCCUGUUCUUCCUGCUGUCCUUGCUGUGUUACAUUCAUCACUGUAGACUGCGGGGGCACGCAGGGUCAUUGCGACUUGCUGCAUGGUUCUUGAGUAGCUUGGGCUGCGCAGCAUGCAGUAUGCUGUGGAAGGAGCUGGGAGUGACCGUUCUGGCUGUAUCAGCACUGUACGAUGUCUUUGUUUUCCACAGGUUCAAACUGCGACAAGUCAUUACGCUCCUCUACAAGAGAAAGAACAUCCACCUGCUGCUGAACGUGUUUUUCUUGGCAGCGUGGGGAGUUGUCUUAUUGGCGUGCCGCUUCUCUUGGAUGGGCAACAAACCCCCGAACUUCUCCAACUCCGACAACCCCGCGGCGGACUCCCCCUCGCUCAUCACCAGGACAUUAACCUUUUUCUACCUGCCUGCCUUUAACUUUUGGCUCCUCCUCUGCCCAGACAAGCUCAGCUUUGAUUGGUCAAUGGAUGCUUUGCCUCUGAUCAGGACCCUUGCCGACUGGAGGAACCUUCACACGCUUGUGUUUUAUCCUGGGUUGUUGUUGUUGGCUUGGUUCUGCCUGUGGACUCCCGCGACAGUAAAGAGCAAGGACACCAAUGGGAAAGCGCUCCAUUACAUUAAUGGCAGAAAUGGGAACAGUAAUGGACACAGUUACCACUGUAACAGCCAUGAACACGUGAGCAACUCCCACACAGAUGUUCAUCAUAAUAGUACACAAAAUGGUACCAAAACACACAACGAAAGCAGGACUCCACUGCCUACCAGCGAAAAUGUUGUGGCAUUCUCCCUGGGCCUCUUGAUUAUCCCUUUUCUACCAGCCACAAACUUGUUUUUUUAUGUAGGAUUUGUGAUAGCGGAGCGGGUACUGUACAUCCCCAGCAUGGGUUUUUGCCUGUUGGUUGCAGUGGGGACGAGGUCUCUGUACAUCCGCUUGCGGCGCAGGUCUUUCAGGACAGUUUUGCUGUACUGCAGUGCAGUUCUGGUUUUACUUUUUAGCGCCAAGACUGUUUUGAGGAACCAGGACUGGCAGAAUGAAGAGAUGCUCUACAAGUCAGGGAUUUAUGUCAAUCCUGCCAAAGCUUGGGGCAAUCUUGGAAAUGUUUUGAAGAGCCAAGGGGAGAUGGAAAAGGCCGAACAGGCUUACAGAAACGCAUUAUACUACCGCAGCAACAUGGCCGACAUGCUGUAUAACCUUGGUUUGCUGCUGCAGGAGAGCAACAAAUUCUCAGAGGCGCUCCACUACUACAAGCUGGCCAUUGGGAGUCGGCCAACUCUGGCUUCGGCCUACUUGAACACCGGCAUCAUCCAGAUGAACCAGGGUCGUCUGGACGAGGCCAAGCGGACAUUUCUGACCUGCGCCGACAUCCCAGAUGAAAACCUGAAGGAUCCCCACGCCCAUAAGAGUUCAGUCACCAGCUGCCUGUACAACCUGGGCAAGCUGCUUCAUGAGCAGGGUCAUCAGGAGGAGGCCCUCUCCGUGUUUAAAGAAGCAAUACAGAAAAUGCCAAGACAAUUUGCACCACAGAGCCUCUACAACAUGAUGGGAGAAGCUUACAUGAGGCUAAAUAAGCUGCCUGAAGCUGAACACUGGUACAGAGAAUCGCUGCGAGCCAAGCCAGACCAUAUUCCUGCACACCUCACUUAUGGCAAACUCCUGGCUAUGACAGGGCAGAAAACAGAAGCYGAGAGGUACUUCCUGAAGGCCAUACAGCUCGAUCCCACAAAAGGCAACUGUUAUAUGCAUUAUGGUCAGUUUUUAUUGGAAGAGUCACGACUGCUGGAAGCAGCGGAGAUAGCAAAGAAAGCUGCGCGCCUCGACAGUGGCGAGUUUGAUGUGGUCUUCAGUGCAGCCCACAUGCUCAGACAAGCCAACCUUAAUGAGGCAGCCGAGAAGUAUUACGGACAAGCAGCGAACCUGAGACCAAACUACCCCGCGGCCCUGAUGAACCUCGGUGCGAUCCUGCACCUCAACGGGAAACUGCAAGACGCCGAAGCCAAUUACCUCCGGGCGCUGCAGCUGAAACCGGACGACACCAUCACCCAGUCAAACCUGCGUAAGCUGUGGAACAUCAUGGAGAAACAGGGCCUGAGGACCAAUAACCCCUGAGUUCAUUCUCCCUGCCCGCCUACUCACCAUCUGAAUGCCAGACACGGGUGGAAACGAAAGAAAAAAAAAACAGCCAACAUGCUCUGCAUUCCGUUUACUCAUCCAAGAGAGAUAGAAGAGACUGAGGGAGGAUAUUUGCAGAGACACCACGACUGCGCCGCACAGGCUCUCCUAAUCACUGCUGAGCUCUGCAAACACCUCUGGCCAGCAGCUUUCCACAAUAUUACCUACAGUUAGUCAGGCACUGUGUGGGAUUUGGACUCUUCAAACCUUCUUCAGAUUUAUUUCUCUCACAGUAAUCUUUUUUUUUUUCUUCUUUUAGAGCACUUGAACUCGAGCAGCAUGAGAUCAAAUUAAAGAGUGAAAAGAAUCUUGAGUGAAGCAUUAAGGGAUCUUUCUAUCAAAUCUCCUCCAGAUGAGGUGUUUUUUUUUAAUAGAAUGGGGGGGAAAGCUGAUAUAAAAGACAGAAUGCCAUCUUGAAUUCUAAAUUAUUCCUUGUUGUGGUGUUUCUUUUUCCCUAAAGGACCUUGUUGAUUUGCUCACGAAAUCACACUUUACAGCAAAUUAGCAUCAUUACUGAAAACCAUUCAUGUCAGAUAAUCUGUGAAAACUUGAAAAAAAAAAAAGGAAAUUUAUUUAUGCAGCACAAUGAUGGCCUCAGAAACAGCAUGUUUUAGCCGACAAGCAAAAAAUAAAGUUCAGCGCGAUUACGUUUUCAGGGUGUUUACUGAUGUAGAAGUCGUGUUCUUAUUAUCGUCGCUUCUUGUUCUGCACUGCUUCAAAGGUCAGCUUGGCAGAAACAAAAAAUCUAUUAAUGCAAUUAUGAAGCCAUCUUUCUAACAAAAGCUUUCAGCAUCUUUCUCUUUUUCAGAUUUAAGACACGAGUCGGAUGGAGUCUUUUAUCUAAAACACAAAAGCUAUGUUUUUGCCCAGCUUUUAGUCAUAAAACACAGUUUGCAGUGCUUUUUGAGGGAAAUAUUUAAUGCCUUUUAACAGAAACUUUUUUUUCCUUUUUGUUUGUAUUAAUGAAUCUUAAUAUAUACCACGUGUAUAGUAUAUUGAAAACCACGCAGGAAAAAAAUAAUAAAAGCUCAGUUACUGAGCAAGUUUCAAGACAGAAGAAUUUUCAGUGUUUUCAAAACACUUUUUUUAGGUCUGAUUUGUACAUUAUUUAAACUUUUUUCAACAUUAAACAGUGAAACAGCACCUUUUAUGAAAGUAAAAGUUUGUAAAGUAUUUGUGAUUGUUUUUGGCCAUGCUUCACCUCAUUUGUCUUGGGUUCAUUACAUUGUAAAUUAUUCCUCUGUGUUAGUAAGAGAACCAGCUGGCACUGUGUUUUUCCAUGUAAAGUGAAGGAAGUUGGCUAAGAGAACAUUAUUGUCUUUGUUUGUGGUCAUUCUGGAGUAAAACCUUAAAAACCCACUCGUGUUGCUGAGCAUACUGUACCUGUUUACAGAGCUUCAUCUCCAGGUGAAGAUUUUAAUCUACAGUAUGUUACUUGUGACUGUCAUAAAGCUGUUAGCACUGUGCUGUUGUCACAAGAGAGUGAAAAUGAAACAGUUCACUUUGAUUUCUUGCCCAUAUUUCACACACACACACCGACAAAACUUGUUUUUUUUUUUUUGGUUUGUUUUUUUUUUCUAUGUAAAUAUAAAGUGUUCACGGAGAAGCGUCCACAUUUUAUUGUUUAAAAGAAAGUUUUAAAAAGUGUUUCGCUCUGUGUCUCUGCUCAGGGAUCUCAAACAGCGGGCUAUUGCAGGAACUUGAUCACGGAGUGUCUACUAAAUUAAAAUUUAUUUUUGAAAGUUGCUGUAUUUGUAUAAAUUGUCCAGAUUUGUAGCCCUCUUCUCUCCUCUUUUUGUAAAAUAAAAAAUGAACAACUUGCCAGA
Molecule: messenger RNA, 4802 nt
Organism: Austrofundulus limnaeus
Lineage: Eukaryota; Metazoa; Chordata; Actinopteri; Cyprinodontiformes; Rivulidae
Gene: tmtc2b
Product: transmembrane O-mannosyltransferase targeting cadherins 2b
Exons: 12
Coding region: 379-2913 (844 amino acids)
Biological process (GO): protein O-linked glycosylation via mannose
Cellular component (GO): endoplasmic reticulum membrane
Molecular function (GO): mannosyltransferase activity; protein binding
Source: RefSeq, a predicted model, not a curated record